This is a messenger RNA of Necator americanus (New World hookworm), 345 nucleotides long. RefSeq lists its product as uncharacterized. NCBI's taxonomy places the organism in Eukaryota, Metazoa, Nematoda, Chromadorea, Rhabditida, Ancylostomatidae. The record is from RefSeq and is a predicted model, not a curated record. The transcript is spliced from 4 exons. Bases 1 to 345 code for a protein of 114 amino acids.
AUGAAGUCGGACUUAAUCUUCCUGGCUUGCAAAAUCGGAUCUUCAAUGACCGCUUCUGAUGCAAGCGUCCCACUACUUGUAAAACCCAUAGGUAGGUUGCAGACCUCUUUGAGCUCCACUGGUUCUCUGAGAGAAUGUGCAGUACUCCCGAAUGGAAAAAGCGGGAAUGACAUACGUCAAACAAGAGCAUUUUGUGUCAAUCCUGGCACAUCAGAAAUCGGUAGAUCGUCCAUUGAAUCCACCUGCAUCUCAGGAGAGCAAAUCAAAUUUGAUAUUCUUCUUAGUGAUGUGGAACUAGACGUUCGUCGUCUAUUUGAAGAUAUCCCGAGAUUUUCCGUGAAAUGA